This is a messenger RNA of Nannospalax galili (Upper Galilee mountains blind mole rat), 2792 nucleotides long. It is a transcript of the gene Mxi1, whose product is annotated as MAX interactor 1, dimerization protein. Lineage: Eukaryota; Metazoa; Chordata; Mammalia; Rodentia; Spalacidae. Bases 209 to 895 code for a protein of 228 amino acids. The transcript is spliced from 6 exons. Gene Ontology annotation, biological process: regulation of transcription by RNA polymerase II. Gene Ontology annotation, molecular function: DNA-binding transcription factor activity, RNA polymerase II-specific; protein dimerization activity; RNA polymerase II cis-regulatory region sequence-specific DNA binding. The record is from RefSeq and is a predicted model, not a curated record.
GGUAAACAAACCCGGCGCGAGCUGCAGGCGGCGCGGCGGGUGCGGCGGGCACGGCUGGGGCGGCGUGGAGCUCGCCGAGCCGGGGCCAGGCUGGCCCGCCCGCCCGCCGCACAUGUCCCGGAGCGUCGUGCGGCUGUAGCCGCCUGCGGCGCCUCCUGUCGGCCAGGGGCGGGAGCACGGAGAGGUCCUGCGGCCACGCGCGGAGCCCAUGGAGUGGGUUCGGAUGAUCAACGUGCAGCGCCUGCUGGAGGCCGCAGAGUUUUUGGAGCGCAGGGAGCGAGAGUGUGAACAUGGCUAUGCCUCAUCGUUCCCUUCCAUGCCGAGCCCCAGGCUACAACAUUCAAAGCCCCCACGGAGGUUGAACCGGGCACAGAAACACAGCAGUGGGAACAGCAACACCAGCACUGCCAACAGAUCUACACACAAUGAGCUGGAAAAGAAUCGACGAGCUCAUCUGCGCCUGUGUUUAGAACGCUUAAAAGUUCUGAUUCCACUAGGACCAGACUGCACCAGGCAUACAACACUUGGUUUGCUCAACAAAGCCAAAGCACACAUCAAGAAACUUGAAGAAGCUGAAAGGAAGAGCCAGCACCAGCUUGAGAACUUGGAACGAGAACAGAGAUUUUUAAAGCGGCGACUGGAACAGCUGCAGGGUCCUCAAGAGAUGGAACGAAUACGAAUGGACAGCAUUGGAUCAACUAUUUCUUCAGAUCGUUCUGAUUCAGAACGAGAGGAGAUUGAAGUGGAUGUUGAAAGCACAGAGUUCUCCCAUGGAGAAGUGGACAAUAUAAGUACCACCAGCAUCAGUGACAUUGAUGACCACAGCAGCCUGCAGAGUAUUGGGAGUGACGAGGGUUACUCCAGUGCCAGUGUCAAACUUCCUUUCACUUCCUAGACCCCAGCAUGGCAUACAGUGCAGGGCGGAAUAUUCACUGGGCCAAUUCAGUACAGUCUCUUUAAAUUGGGUUCAUGAUGCAGUCUCCUCUUUAAAUAAAACUAUACUUGAACAAAAGGGUCAAAAGACCUGUAUUUAAGCAAAUACUUAACAAAGUGGGGUAGAGCCUCCCCAGCAGAACAAAUAUUCAUAUUGGAAAAAAUACAAUUUCUAAUGGCAGCAGAAAACUCGUGUGAAAUUAUCGAGUUCACUGAAAGAGGACAGUGGAUGUUCUGCUCCUUUUCCAGUUUGCUCAUGCUGCUUUGAGUAGACAUUUAAGGGUGGGGGUAUGACCCCUUCCUGGGCUUUUUGGCUCUAGAAACAAAAUUAAACUUACAGUAAGGAAGAGACAAAGAUAAUCAGGCAUUAAUCUUGGAUAGCUAAAGAGCUAUUAAAACUAAGCCUCAAAGACAGUUUAUCAUGAAGCCUGUGGAUGAUCCAAUUCUUUUAAAAAAUAAAAAAGCUCAUUUCAUGCUCUACAAAAGGAGAGACUCCCAUGAAGCCUUUUGAGAGAUCAUCAUGCAGCUCAGCUUUCUGUUGGAUUCCAUGCUAAGCAAGCUAACCUUAUCCUGCCUUGUUAGCACUAGGGCACCCAACUUCCAGCUCAUCACUCUUAGGCAAUGUAGGGGUGACCCAUGCAUGACAGCCUGUAUCACACAAGGCCUAUGAGUAUGGUUUGGGGGCCAGAAGAAAAAAGCUCCACGUGCCUCUAUGUCUGUGAGGAUCUGAAGAGUUGGGUAUACAGUUUAGCAGGCCAAGGUCUGAGCUAUGGCAGCAUUUUUGAGAUUUUGAUAACUGUUUAUAUGUGUUGAAAACCAAAAUGACAUCUUUUUAAAGCUUGUCCAUAAGUAAACAUAGAUGUCUUUUAUAGUGGAAAAAACACAUGGGAAAAAAAUCAUCUAUUUUGAUGCAGCAUUUGAUAAUGAUAAAACACCUCACACCUCACUCUUUGUAGUGCACAGAAUGAAUGAGGUUUGGGCUGGGUAGAAAAAGGUCAAUGCUGUUUUUGUUUUCCUUUAGGAUCAUUACUUUUACCAGCUUUUAACCAUCUGAUACCCAUGGUAGACACACUAUCAUAGUUAACAUAGUUAAGUUCAGCACUUGUCUCAUUGUGAAGAUUUGCUUCUGUUUCCCACAGGCGUUCUCCUCUCCCACAAGCCACUGUGCAGGUGCUAUUGUUGCUCUGAUAAAUAUUUUCAGAAAUGUUCUUUUCUUCUAAGUGAAAUUUCUCGCCUGCACUUUGAUGUCAUGUGUUUGUUCCCUUUGUCUUUCAAACUCUUAAGGUUUCCCUCUGGUCCUCUCCUUUACCCUGGGAAGCCUUCCUGGAGACCUACCCCCAGCUGUUUGAACUUUGUAUUCUUUAAAUAAUUUAACUACCCUUAAUUACUUAAAAAAGCUUUAUGAUUUUCAUAACUUAUUGCUGAUUUUAAUGGGUUGUUAAUUUCAGUCCUGUAGUUUUAUUUUAUGUUUAGAUAGGGCUGGGCAAGGAAAAAAGAGAAUAAAGACAACCAUAUUUAGCAGUGCAGUUGUGUGUUAAUGUUAGAACGAUCUCUGUGAGCAGCACUUUAACAACACCAUUUCCAUGUAUGAAAUGUACUGUUCUGGUCAUACAUAAGGCCUCGGCUUACAAACUCACUCACUCAUGUUCUUCCUGUGUGCCCCCCCCCAAGUACUUUUUCCUUGAUUGUGCUGUGUAUGAGGAUGAGAAAAUCUUUGAAAUAGAAGUGUGUUGAAAAACUGCAUGCUUUUAGAAACCCACUACAGAAACUUGCCACACUUCAGGUGCUGGGGGCUUGAGGAAAAAAAACAAAACAAAAAAAUCAAAACAUGAAGCAAGCAAAUUCAUUUUUGUGGUGGA